Molecule: messenger RNA, 711 nt
Organism: Hansenula anomala
Lineage: Eukaryota; Fungi; Ascomycota; Saccharomycetes; Phaffomycetales; Wickerhamomycetaceae
Exons: 1
Coding region: 1-711 (236 amino acids)
Source: RefSeq, a predicted model, not a curated record
AUGGAAAGAGUCAUAACAUCGAGACUAGAAGUGGUGAGCCAAAUGGCCACGCUGUUCCACCGUGUGAUUGGCCACAAUCCGUUGGAAACCAGGAUCUCUGAUGUUUCCAUUGUGACGAUAUUCCCAGAUAAUCUUAAAAUCAUUGUUAUAUCAACAGGUAAUGAAUCAUAUUCGAUAAUCAUCAAGACCAGUGCAACUUGUUAUUCAUUUGAUAUCAAAUAUAAUCAAUUCUUCAAAUCAGUGGUGCUACCAAUCGAGCCAUAUGAGUUAGAUACAAUGUACGUUACUUAUAAAGGAGAUGUUCACAAAAAUUUCAUUGGAGAAAUGUUUAAUAGAUUAGGUGAGGUUCCAAAUAUUUUCAUAAAUCAUGAAUUCGAUGCUGAAGGUGCUAAAUUCAUGUCUGAAGUGUUUGUUCCAAGACAUCAUGAUUUUUCUCAUCAUGGUGUAGCUCCAAAUUUUAGUGCUAAAGAGACGGAUUAUAUUUUGUUUAGAAGGGUUAGACCUAGAAUUGCUGGUGAAUUAAUGUUUCCAAAUGAUAUGAAGAACAGUUUCACCACCUCAACUACUGAGAUAAAAAGGAAAAGGGAAGAAAAGAAAGAAGUAAAGAAGAAACAACAAGAAGAGAGAUUAUUAAGGGAAAAAGAAGCUAGAGAAAAAAUUAAUAUUGAUGAUUAUCCGCUAUAUUUCCCACCACCACUUCCUGGGUUUUAA